Molecule: messenger RNA, 2391 nt
Organism: Eimeria acervulina
Lineage: Eukaryota; Apicomplexa; Conoidasida; Eucoccidiorida; Eimeriidae
Product: copper-transporting ATPase, putative
Exons: 9
Coding region: 1-2391 (796 amino acids)
Biological process (GO): copper ion homeostasis
Cellular component (GO): membrane
Molecular function (GO): copper ion binding; P-type divalent copper transporter activity; ATP hydrolysis activity
Source: RefSeq, a predicted model, not a curated record
AUGUAUGUCUUGAUGUCUCUUGCUACAAAUAUUGCAUUUCUUUAUUCUCUCUUCGUCUCUAUCCUCACCGUCAUCUUAACUGUCCGCAGCAGCAGCAGCAGCAGCAAAAGCAGCAGCAGCAGCAGCAGCAGCAGCAGCAGCGGCUUCGUGGAUCCACCCACGUUCUACGAUACUGCUGCAGUACUCGUUGCUGUUUUGCUGCUGGGGAAGCUGCUGCAGUUGAGAGCGAGGAGAAAGGCAUUUGCUGCAGUAGGGAGACUGACAGCAACAAGGCCCCAGACUACUAUUCUCCUUGCAGACGCUGCUGCUGCUGCUGCUGCUGCUGCUGCUGCUGCUGCAGCGGAGGAGAAGGAGGGGACCGCGUCGCGUACAUUUGCUGCAGCAGCAGAAGCAGCAGCAAAAGCAUCAGCUAAAGCACUAGCCUGUAUAUUGACUCCCCCUGAGGAGACGCUUGCUGCUGCAUUAAAGGGACAGUAUCCUGCUGCUGCAGCGCAGCAGCUGCAGCAGCAGCAAGUUGCUGCUAUUGCUUCGCUGCCUUCUCUCCCCAUCCCUGUGGAGUUGCUGCAGAUAGGAGAUGUUGUUAGGGUCCCCUUGGGGGCGGCAGUGCCAGCGGACGGCUUGCAGCUCAACAAGGAGAUCGUGCCUGUAAACGAGUCGCUGCUAACAGGAGAGAGUAAUGCUGUCUCCAAAGGCCCAGGGGAGACAGUGUUUGGCGGGUCUCUCGUUGUUGCAGCAACAGCAACAGCAGCAGCAGCAGCAGCAGCAGGAAGGAACAGCCCUGCAUAUUUAGCUGGGCGUCAAGACACAGGGGGCUCAUCCGAAGCAGCAACAGAUGCUGCUGCUGCUGCUGAGGAAGGGGGAGCGCUGCUGCUGCAGGUGAUGGAGAUAGGUAGCUGCUCCGCCUUAGGGCAGGUGCAGCAGUUAGUGCUGCACUCAGAGAGCAGCAAACCCUCUACCCAACAACUCUUCGAUAGAGUUGCAGCUUGGUUUGUGCCUGGCGUGCUGCUUCUUGCUGCUGCUACUUUCUUCGUUUGGGUGUAUCUGCUGUUUGCUGGGAUCGUCUCCCCGAUCCCGCUGCUGCACCUGCCUCCUGCAGUGAUAGAGAGACACCCCACAACUUCGCGUCUUCUGCUGUCUCUUCAGUUUGCUGUCUCUGUUCUCUCUAUUGCUUGCCCCUGCGCUCUAAGGGCAUUUGUAGUCGAUCGGGCAGCCAUAGCCCUGGGGGCAGUGCAGCGGCUGCCGAAGGAAGCGCUGCAGCUGCUGCACUCCCUGCAGCAGCAGCAGCAACAGCAGCAACAGCAGCAGCAGCAGCAGCAGUGGGAGAACAAACCGAAGCAAGAAUACACACAAGAAAGAGGGCUGCCGCCCCUGGCCAUCGAUUGGAUGCCUGUCUCUUAUAACGACGCUCUGCAGCAGGCGUCCCCAGAACAGCAGCAGCAGCAGCAGCAGCAGCAGCAGGAACAGCAGCAUGAACAGCAGCAGCAGCAGCAACAGGAGCAGCAGGACAUGGAAGAUGCUGCCUUUUUCUGGUGGCUGUUGGGCGUUGCGGAGAUAAACAGCGAACACAAACUGGGGAAGGCUCUCGUUGCUGCUGCCUCUCAACUAGAAGGCGUUCCACCCCUACGGGCCCCCGACAGCUUCACGAGUAUCCCUGGGCGUGGCUUGCGGUGCUGCAUUGACUCUGUAGAGGUGAUGGUAUAUGCUGCAGGAGCAGCACAGCAGCAGCAGCAGCAGCAGCAGCAGCAAGGUGCAUGCAGGGGAGAGUGGGCCGCCAAGUAUCAGAGCGAGGGGCGCACAGUCGUCGUGUUGCAGGCAGCAGGAGUUAUAUUAGGCUGCGUUGCUCUAACUGAUGCUCUUCACCCCGAGGCGCCUGCUGUUGUUGCUGCGCUGCAGCAGCGCGGCAUAGAUGUGUGGCUAUGCACAGGAGACUCUGCUGCUGCUGCUGCUGCAGCAGCAGCAGCAGCAGGCAUUCCACAGGACAGAGUCCUCGCUGAGGUUCUCCCCAAACAAAAGGCAGCCGUCAUCGCUCAGCUGCAGCAGCAGCAACAAGGCUCUGUUGCUAUGGUCGGAGACGGUAUUAACGAUACACCCGCCUUUGCCUGUGCAGAUGUCUCCUUCUCAUUUGGUGCUGCAGCUGCUUUAGCAGCAAACGCAGCUUCUGUUGUAAUUGCAAACAAUGAAUACUUCCGCCCCAAGACCUUCCCAAUAGAUUCAAACCCUCAGCUAGCAGCAGCAGCAGCAGAUGUCUCCUCGCUGCAGCUGCUGAGGAGACAUCUCGCAUUUCUGCUGCGGGGGCCCCGGCGCUCUCGUUCACGCAGAGUAGAAGCAGCAGAGCUGCUGGCUGCUGGAUCUCUUCUUACCUGUCCCCUAAUAGAGGAGACACAAGUAUGA